UAUAGCGAUGCAGUUCACAGUGACGCAUCCACCCAUCAGCUGUUUUUGUUUUGUUGUGUGGAUAUUGGAAGUUAAUAACAUGAUAACCACACCGUCGACUGACUAAAGUGAAACAGCUCCAUUAGAAGAGUGUGAGCGUGGCGCUUGGAGUCGGGGGAGCAGAGGAGGGGAAGCGGGUUCCGGCGGGGAUCGACCCGAGCCCAAGGCCUCCGACCUCGGCCGGCGAGUGGAGAGGGAAUCUAGCGUCCCGGAUGGAGUCCGAGGAAGUACCGGACGGCCCCGCAGUGCACCGAGGUUUCAUCUGUGCCUCGUUUAACCAGGACACCACCUCCCUGUCUGUGGGCACCAAAACUGGCUACCGGCUCUUCUCUGUAACUGCUGUGGACAAACUGGAUUGCAUCCAUGAGGGAGUGGAGUGUCCAGAUGUGUAUAUUGUGGAGCGUCUAUUCUCCAGCAGUCUGGUGGUGGUGGUCAGUCUGUCCAUGCCUCGGCGGAUGAACGUUUACCACUUCAAGAAAGGUACAGAGAUUUGUAACUACAGCUACUCCAACAACAUCCUCUCCGUCAGGCUCAACAGACAGCGGCUGGUGGUCUGCCUGGAGGAGUCGAUCUACAUCCACAACAUUAAAGACAUGAAACUACUCAAGACCCUUCUCAAUACACCCAUCAACCCCUCAGGUCUCUGCGCUCUCUCUGUCAACCACAGCAACUCGUUCCUGGCGUACCCUGGCAGUGCCACCAUUGGAGAGAUCACAGUCUACGAUGCCAACAACCUGACCACUCUGACACUGAUCCAGGCCCAUGACAGUCCUCUGGCAGCCCUCACCUUUAACUCCUCUGGCACCAAACUAGCCAGCGCUUCAGAGAAGGGCACUGUGAUCCGAGUCUUCAGCGUCCCUGAAGGACAGAAACUGUUUGAAUUCCGCAGAGGGAUGAAAAGAUAUGUAAGCAUCAGUUCAUUGUCCUUCAGUGCAGAUGCUCAGUUCCUGUGUGCCUCCAGCAACACUGAGACGGUUCAUAUCUUCAAAUUGGAGCAGCACAGUCCCAGUCAAGAGGAGGAGUCUCCUACAUGGUCAGCGUAUGUGGGCAAAAUGUUCACAGCAGCCAGCACCUACCUGCCUGCCCAGGUGUCCGAUAUGAUGCAUCAGGACCGAGCCUUCGCCACAGUACGACUCAACAUGUUUGGUCUGAAGAACAUCUGCGCCCUAGCUACGAUUCAGAAGCUCCCUCGGCUGCUGGUGGCGUCCUCAGACGGGUUUCUCUACAUUUAUAAUGUGGAUCCACAGGAUGGAGGCGAGUGUGUCCUGGUCCAAAAACACAGGUUGUUUGAAUCCAGCGAGGAGCAGGUGGAAGAGAGCGAGGAGGAGAAGCAGGAGGAUGUCUCUCCUCAACCAGCAAGCCAAUCAUACGCCGCCACUGUGGCCCUCCCUUCCACCCCUCCUUCCUCCACCACUCUCAUGGGUUACUCUGAGGACGGUGGAGCCCAGAAGGGUGACAUCAUCCCAGAGCACGAAUUUGCAGAGGGCCCUGUGUGUCUGGAUGACGAGAAUGAAUUCCCUCCAGUCGGCAACUAGUGUAACUGACCAAACCCUGACCCCCUUCCUGUUAAACAUCCAAUCCCUGCAUAACAAUCAGACUUACUUGUUUAAUGCAGAGGCAAUGGACUAAAAUAUUCCUGUGUUGAGAUGUUGUGGUACCCCCACCUUUCCACACGUACCUCUGCUGGCCGAGGGUCAAAUCUCGCCAAGAUGUUACUUCCUGAUGUUUCUGUAAGCGUCCCUGUCCUUUUUUUGUAAAGAAUUAGGAAAAAACACUAAAAUAGAGUGUAUGGUCCACUUAUCAUUAACAAUACAUACAUACAACAUGUUAAGAGCUUUUCUCAGACAGACUCAAAGUCUAAGAGUCCCACUGUUAACUUCUACAUUACGCCCUUUACUAACAGUGUUAAAUCUUUUUAAGAAUGCCGACUGUGCACACGAGCAACCCUGACAGUGACAGUAUAGUUGCUAAUUAAUUUCAUGGUAGCAGCCUGAUGAAGACAUGGUGGGUUAUCAGAAGACUGAAUUUAACAAAGAAGUUGAGGAGACGACAGGUGAACGUGACCUUCAAGCUGGUUCAGAGUAACCAGGGUCCAGGCUGACAAAAAAGCUCUUAGGAGAGCUUCCAAAACUGCAAAACACUCAUUUUCUGCAGUUUUUAGAGAAGCUUAUGGCAAAUACAUGAUAAUAUGAUCAAAGCAGUCAAGUUACAUGACACUAUGUUUUCAUUUCUGUCACCUUAAACUCUAAAAUUCUAUGAGUGCAUUUUUGUCCAUCGGACCUUUGGAAUUUCUGAGCUUUUAAAUGGGCAUUAAACGUGUCGCACCUCAAGAGAGAGGAACAGCAACUCACUCAAGAAGGAAAAGAUGUUUCGAGUGUGACACCAGUUUCAAUCAUGAUGCAUGCAGUAUGUAUUUAGUGACUUGCAGAUGCAGCUGUCAUACUAACUGUGGUGGCGAUAGAUGGGGAGUAACAAAUGUAACCUUUUAAUUUAUCUCGGAGAGACGUCUGUGAGACGAGCAGUCAGCAGCUGAAUGUGAAAAGCUUGACGUGGGUAUGUACAUGACAAAGUUACAGGUCCUUGACUUUCAGAGAUAUCCUGAGGACCUUUUAUUUACUACAUGAUGCUGAAUACAGUUUGUUAACAUGCCAGUCGUAGUCAUUUUUACUUUGAUGUAUUAAAUAUUCUUUUGCAACAUGUUUUGAGUAUUACAUGUCAACGCAUAGACUUACCAUGCGUGAAUAUAUUUUGAGGAUUUUUACUGUGUGUAUAAUGUAUAUAUAACAUUUAUAUAUAGUACUGUUGUAAUAAGUAACUUGGUAAUACCAUUUGAUUUGCCAAAAGGUGGCGCUGAUAGGACACCCUUACGCUGCAUUGAGCUGUUCAUUCUGGGCAUUUAAACCAGAAACUGAUUAAAGCUGAGACAUGAUUCAAA
Molecule: messenger RNA, 2974 nt
Organism: Notolabrus celidotus (New Zealand spotty)
Lineage: Eukaryota; Metazoa; Chordata; Actinopteri; Labriformes; Labridae
Product: WD repeat domain phosphoinositide-interacting protein 1-like
Exons: 13
Coding region: 252-1574 (440 amino acids)
Biological process (GO): protein localization to phagophore assembly site; protein lipidation; autophagy of mitochondrion
Cellular component (GO): phagophore assembly site membrane; extrinsic component of membrane; cytosol
Molecular function (GO): phosphatidylinositol-3,5-bisphosphate binding; phosphatidylinositol-3-phosphate binding; protein binding
Source: RefSeq, a predicted model, not a curated record